This is a messenger RNA of Orcinus orca (killer whale), 8264 nucleotides long. RefSeq names its product receptor-interacting serine/threonine-protein kinase 2-like. Bases 77 to 802 code for a protein of 241 amino acids. Gene Ontology annotation, biological process: positive regulation of canonical NF-kappaB signal transduction; protein phosphorylation; innate immune response. Gene Ontology annotation, molecular function: ATP binding; JUN kinase kinase kinase activity. The transcript is spliced from 6 exons. NCBI's taxonomy places the organism in Eukaryota, Metazoa, Chordata, Mammalia, Artiodactyla, Delphinidae. The record is from RefSeq and is a predicted model, not a curated record.
CAGCGGGUGGAGCCGCGGGAGCGGCGGGCACUUCCGGAAUCGAUCGGCUGCUUGAGUGCCCGCGCCACCCGCUACCAUGAACGAGGAGGCCAUCUGCAGCGUCCUGCCCACCAUCCCGUACCACAAGCUCGCCGACUUGCGCUACCUGAGCCGCGGCGCGUCCGGCACCGUGUCUUCUGCCCGCCACGCAGACUGGCGCGUUCGGGUGGCCGUGAAACACCUGCACAUUCACAGCCCGCUGCUCGACAGUGAAAGAAAUGAUGUCUUAAGAGAAGCUGAAAUUUUACACAAAGCUAGAUUUAGUUACAUUCUUCCAAUUUUGGGAAUUUGCAAUGAGCCUGAAUUUUUGGGAAUAGUUACUGAAUACAUGCCAAAUGGGUCAUUAAAUGAACUCCUACAUAGGAAAAAUGAAUAUCCUGAUGUUCCUUGGCCAUUAAGAUUUCGUAUUCUGCAUGAAAUUGCACUAGGUGUAAAUUACCUGCACAAUAUGAAUCCUCCUCUACUUCAUCAUGACCUGAAGACUCAGAAUAUCUUAUUGGAUAAUGAAUUUCACGUUAAGAUUGCAGAUCUUGGCUUAUCAAAAUGGCGCAUGAUGUCCCUGUCACAAUCACGAAAUAGUAAAUCUGCACCAGAAGGAGGGACAAUUAUCUAUAUGCCACCUGAAAACUAUGAACCUGGACAAAAAUCAAGGGCUACUAUCAAGCAUGAUAUAUACAGCUAUGCAGUUAUCACAUGGGAAGUCUUAUCUAGAAAACAGCCUUUUGAAGAUGCAGGGUACAUCAAGUUGAUUGUGGAGCUUUAAUCCGCUGCUUCUGAGGCUGCUGGGAGAGAUAUCCCUUUCUCUUCUUUGUUCUCACAGCUCCCAGGGGCUCAGCUUUGGAUUUGGCCCCGCCUCUACAUGUAGGUCGCCGGAGGGCAUCUGUUCUUCGCUCAGACAGGACGGGGUUAAAGGAGGAACUGAUUCGGGGGCUCUGGCUCUCUCAGGCCGGGGGGAGGGAGGGGCACCGAGGGCAGGGCGAGCCUGUGACGCCACAGGCCGACGUGACGUUGCACCAGCCUGAGGCGCGCCGUGCGUUCUCCCGGGAAGUUGUCCCUGGAUCCCGGGAACCUGGCAGUGGCGGGCUGCACAGGCUCCCCGGAAGAGGGGUGUGGAUAGUGACCUGUGCUCACACACAGGCUUCUUGGUGGCGGCAGCAACAGCCUUAGCGUCUCAUGCCCGUCUCUGGGUUCCGCGCUUUCAUCCGCGGCUCACGCCCGUCUCUGGAGCUCCUUUAAGCAGCGCUCUUAAUCCCCGCACCAGGAAACAAAGAGGGAAGAAAAAGUCUCUUGCCUCUUCGGCAGCUCCAGACUUUUCCCCAGACUCCCUCAGGCCACCCGUGGCGCACUAAAUCCCUGCAGGCUGUGUUCACGCAGCCAAACCCAGUCCUCUCCCUGCGCUCCGACCAAAGCCCGAGCCUCAGCUCCCAGCCCCACCCACCCCGGCGGAGGAGAAGACAAACCUCUCGGGCUGGUUAGUGCCAGGCGGCACCUAUCUUCUGUGCGGGAAUCUCUCUACUUUGCCCCCCGCACCCCUGUUGCUGUGCUCUCCUCCGUGGCUCCGAAGGUUUCCCCCUCCGCCACCCACAGUCUCUGCCCUCGAAGGGGCUUCCUAGUGUGUGGAAACCUUUCCUCCUUCACAGCUCCCUCCCACUGGUGCAGGUCCCGUUCCUAUCCUUUUGUCUCUGUUUAUUCUUUUUUCUUGUGCCCUACCCAGGUACGUGGGGGGUUUCUUGCCUUUUGGGAGGUCUGAGGUCUUCUGCCAGCGUUCAGUAGGUGUUCUGUAGGAGUUGUUCCACGUGUAGAUGUAUUUCUGGUGUAUCUGUGGGGAGGAAGGUGAUCUCCCCAUCUUACCAUUCCACCAUAUUCCCGGAAGCCCUUUGGCAACUUUUAAAAGUGAAAAAGACAACUGCGGUUGAACACAAAAGGAAAAAAUGGGACUUCCCUGUUGGCGCAGUGGUUGAGAGUCCACCUGCCGAUGCAGGGGACACGGGUUCGUGCCCCGGUCUGGGUAGAACCCACAUGCCGUGGAGUGGCUGGUCCUGUGAGGCAUGGCCACUGAGCCUGCACAUUCAGUGCCUGUGCUCCACAAUGGGAGAGGUCACAACAGUGAGAGGCCCACGUACUGCAAAAAAAAAAAAAAAAAAAAAACUCUAGAAUGGAUGAAUAGCAGAAUAACUGAGGCAGAAGAAUGCAUAAGUGACCUGGAAGAUAAAGUAGUGGAAAUAACUACUACAGAGCAGAAUAAAGAAAAAACAAUGAAAAUAACUUAGGACAGUCUCAGAGACCUCUGGGACAACAUUAAAUUCACUAACAUUCGAAUUAUAGGGGUUCCAGAAGUAGAAGAGAAAAAGAAAGGGACUGAGAAAGUAUUUGAAGAGAUUAUAGUUGAAAACUUCCCUAAUGUGGGAAAGGAAAUAGUUAAUCAACUCUAGGAAGCACAGAGAGUCUCAUACAGGAUAAAUCCAAGGAGAAAUACGCCAAGACACGUAUUAAUCAAACUGCCAAAAAUUAAAUAUAAAGAAAAAUUAUUGAAAGCAGCAAGGGAAAAGCAAAAAUAACAUACAAGGGAAUCCCAAUAAGGUUAACAGCUGAUCUUUCAGCAGAAACUCUGCAAGCCAGAAGGGACUGGCAGGACAUAUUUAAAGUGAUGAAGGAGAAAAACCUGCAACCAAGAUUACUCUACCCUGCAAGGAUCUCAUUCAGGUUUGAUGGAGAAAUGAAAACAUUUACAGACAAGCAAAAGCUGAGAGAGUUCAGCACUACCAAACCAGCUUUACAACAAAUGCUAAAGGAACUUCUCUAGGCAAGAAACACAAGAGAAGGAAAAGACCUAUAAUACCCAAUGCAAAACAAUUAAGUAAAUGGGAAUAGGAACAUACAUAUCGAUAACUACCUUAAAUGUAAAUGGAUUAAAUCCUCCAACCAAAAGACACCGACUGGAUGAAUGGAUACAAAAAUAAGACCCAUAUAUAUGCUGUCUACAAGAGACCCGCUUCAGACCUAGAGACUCACACAGACUGAAAGUGAACGGAUGAAAAAAGAUAUUCCAUGCAAAUGGAAAUCCAAAAAAAGCUGGAGUAGCAAUUGUCAUAUCAGACAAAAUAGACUUUAAAAUAAAGACUAUUAGAAGAGACAAAGAAGGACACUACAUAAUGAUCAAGGGAUCGAUCCAAGAAGAAGAUACAACAAUUGUAAAUAUUUAUGCACCCAACAUAGGAGCACCUCAAUACAUAAGGCAAGUACUAACAGCCAUAAAAGGGGAAAUCGACAGUAACACAUUGAUAGUAGGGGACUUCAACACCCCAGUUUCACUAAUGGACAGAUCAUCCAAAAUGAAAAUAAAUAAGGAAACACAAGCUUUAAAUGAUACAUUAAACAAGAUGGACUGAAUUGAUAUUUAUAGGACAUUCCAUCCAAAACAACAGAAUACACAUUUUUCUCAAGUGCUCAUGGAACAUUCUCCAGGAUAGAUCAUAUCUUGGGUCACAAAACAAGCCUAGGUAAAUUUAAGGAAAUUGAAAUUGUAUCAAGUAUCUUUUCCGACCACAAUGCUACGAGAAUAGAUAUCAAUUACAGGAAAAGAUCUGUAAAAAAUACAAGCACAUGGAGGCUAAACAAUACACUAAUUAAUAACGAAGUGAUCACUGAAGAAAUCAAAGAGGAAAUCAAAAAAUACCGGAAACAAAUGACAAUGGAGACACUGUGAUCUAAAACCUAUGGGAUGCAGCAAAAGCAGUUUUAAGAGGGAGAGGGAAGUUUAUAGCAAUACAGUCCUACCUUAAGAAACAGGAAACAUCUCGAAUAAACAACCUAACCUUGCACCUAAUGCAAUUAGAGAAAGAAGGACAAAAAAUACCCCAAAGUUAGCAGAAGGACAGAAAUCAUAAAGAUCAGAUCAGAAAUAAAUGAUAAAGAAAUGAAGGAAUGAUAGCAAAGAUCAAUAAAACUAAAAGCUGGUCCUUUGAGACGAUAAACAAAAUUGAUAAACCAUUAGCCAGACUCAUCAAGAAAAAAAGGGAGAAGACUCAAAUCAAUAGAAUUAGAAAUGAAAAAGGAGAAGUAACAACUGACACUGCAGCAAUACAAAAGAUCAUGAGAGAUUCCUACAAGCAACUCUAUGCCAAUAAAAUGGACAACCUGGAAGACAUGGACAAAUUCUUAGAAAUGCACAACCUGCCAAGACUGAAUCAGGAAGAAAUAGAAAAUAUGAACAGACCAAUCACAAGCACUGAAAUUGAAACUGUGAUUAACAAUCUUCCAACAAACCAAAGCCCAGGACCAGAUGGCUUCACAGGCGAAUUCUAUCAAACAUUUAGAGAAGAGCUAACACCUAUCCUUCUCAAACUCUUCCAAAAUAUAGCAGAGGGAGGAACACUCCCAAAUUCAUUCUACGAUGCCACCAUCACCUUGAUUCCAAUACCAGACAAGGAUGUCACAAAGAAAGAAAACUACAGGCCAAUAUCACUGAUGAUCAUAGAUGCACAAAUCCUCAACAAAAUACUAGCAAACACAAUCCGACAGCACAUUCAAAGGAUCAUACACCAUGAUCAAGUGGGGUUUAUUCCAGGAAUGCAAGGAUUCUUCAAUAUACACAAAUCUAUCAAUGUGAUAAACCAUAAUAACAAAUUGAAGGAGAAAAACCAUAUGAUCAUUUCAAUACAUGCAGAGAAAGCUUUUGACAAAAUUCAACACACAUUUAUGAUAAAAACCCUGCAGAAAGUAGGCAUAGAGGGAACUUGCCUCAACAUAAUAAAGGCCAUAUAUGACAAACCCACAGCCAACAUCAUCCUCAAUGGUGAAAAAUUGAAACCGUUUCCACUAAGAUCAGGAACAAGACAAGGUUGCGCACUGUCACCACUCUUACUCAAUAUAGUUUUGGAAGUUUUAGCCACAGCAAUCAGAGAAGAAAAGGAAAUAAAAGGAAUCCAAAUCGGAAAAGAAGAAGUAAAGCUGUCACUGUUUGCAGAGGACAUGAUACUAUACAUAGAGAAUCCUAAAGAUGCUACCAGAAAACUACUAGAACUAAUCAAUGAAUUUGGUAAAGUUGCAGGAUACAAAAUUAAUGCACAGAAAUCUCUUGCAUUCCUAUACACUAAUGAUGAAAAAUCUGAAAGUGAAAUCAAGAAAACACUCCCAUUUACCAUUGCAACAAAAAGAAUAAAAUAUCUAGGAAGAAACCUACCUAAGGAGACAAAAGACCUGUAUGCAGAAAAUUAUAAGACACUGAUGAAAGAAAUUAGAGAUGAUACAAAUAGAUGGAGAGAUAUACCAUGUUCUUGAAUUGGAAGAAUCAACAUUGUGAAAAUGAUUCUACUACCCAAAGCAAUCUACUGAUUCAAUGCAAUCCCUAUCAAACUACCACUGGCAUUUUUCACAGAACUAGAACAAAACAUUUCACAAUUUGUAUGGAAACACAAAAGACCCUGAAUACCCAAAGCAAUCUUGAGAACGAAACACGGAGCUGGAGGAAUCAGGCUCCCUGACUUCAGACUAUACUACACAGCUACAGUAAUCAAGACAGUAUGGUACUGGCACAAAAACAGAAAGAUAGAUGAAUGGAACAGGAUAGAAAGCCCAGAGAUAAGCCCACGCACAUAUGGUCACCUUAUCUUUGAUAAAGGAGGCAGGAAUGUACAGUGGAGAAAGGACAGCCUCUUCAGUAAGUGGUGCUGGGAAAACUGGACAGGUACAUGUAAAAGUAUGAGAUUAGAUCACUCCCUAACACCAUAUACAAAAAUAAGCUCAAAAUGGAUUAAAGACCUACGUGUAAGCCCAGAAACUAUGAAACUCUUAGAGGAAAACAUAGGCAGAACACUCUAUGACAUAAAUCACAGCAAGAUCCUUUUUGACCCACCUCCUAGAGAAAUGGAAAUAAAAACAAAAAUAUACAAAUGGGACCUAAUGAAACUUCAAAGCUUUUGCACAGCAAAGGAAACCAUAAACAAGACCAAAAGACAACCCUCAGAAUGCGAGAAAAUACUUGCAAAUGAAGCAACUGACAAAGGAUUAAUUUCCAAAAUUUACAAGCAGCUCAUGCAGCUCAAUAACAAAAAAAGAAAACAAGCCAAUCCAAAAAUGGGCAGAAGACCUAAAUAGAGAGUUCUCCAAAGAAGUUAUACAGACUGCCAACAAACACAUGAAAGAAUGCUCAACAUCAUUAAUCAUUAGAGAAAUGCAAAUCAAAACUACAAUGAGAUAUCAUCUCACACCAGUCAGAAUGGCCAUUAUCAAAAAUCUAGAAACAAUAAAUGCUGGAGAGGGUGUGGAGAAAAGGGAACACUCUUGCACUGCUGGUGGGAAUGUGAAUUGGUUCAGCCACUAUGGAGAACAGUAUGGAGGUUCCUUAAAAACUACAAAUAGAACUACCAUAUGACCCAGCAAUCCCACUACUGGGCAUAUACCCUGAGAAAACCAAAAUUCAAAAAGAAUCAUGUACCAAAAUGUUCAUUGCAGCUCUAUUUACAAUAGCCUGGAGAUGGAAACAACCUAAGUGCCCAUCAUCCAGAUGAAUGGAUAAAGAAGAUGUGGCACAUAUAUACAAUGGAAUAUUACUCAGCCAUAAAAAGAAACGAAAUUGAGCUAUUUGUAAUGAGGUGGAUAGACCUAGAGUCUGUCAUACAGAGUGAAGUAAGUCAGAAAGAAAAAGACAAAUACCGUAUGCUAACACAUAUAUAUGGAAUUUAAGAAAAAAAAUGUCAUGAAGAACCUACGGGUAAAGCAGGAAUAAAGACGCAGACCUCCUAGAGAACGGACUUGAGGUUAUGGGGAGGGGGAAGGGUGAGCUGUGACAGGGCGAGAGAGAGUCAUGGGCAUAUACACACUAACAAACGUAGUAAGGUAGAUAGCUAGUGGGAAGCAGCUGCAUGGUACAGGGAUAUUGGCUCGGUGCUUUGUGACAGCCUGGAGGGGUGGGAUAGGGAGGGUGGGAGGGAGGGAGACGCAACAGGGAAGACAUAUGGGAACAUAUGUUUAUGUAUGACUGAUUCACUUUGUUAUAAAGCAGAAACUAACACACCAUUGUAAAGCAAUUAUACCCCAAUAAAGAUGUUAAAAAAAAAAAUGCUGGAGAGGGUGUGGAGAAAAGGGAACACUCUUGCCCUGCUGGUGGGAAUGUGAAUUGGUUCAGCCACUAUGGAGAACAGUAUGGAGGUUCCUUAAAAAACUACAAAUAGAACUACCAUAUGACCCAGCAAUCCCACUACUGGGCAUAUACCCUGAGAAAACCAAAAUUCAAAAAGAAUCAUGUACCAAAAUGUUCAUUGCAGCUCUAUUUACAAUAGCCCGGAGAUGGAAACAACCUAAGUGCCCAUCAUCCGGAUGAAUGGAUAAAGAAGAUGUGGCACAUAUAUACAAUGGAAUAUUACUCAGCCAUAAAAAGAAACGAAAUUGAGCUAUUUGUAAUGAGGUGGAUAGACCUAGAGUCUGUCAUACAGAGUGAAGUAAGUCAGAAAGAAAAAGACAAAUACCGUAUGCUAACACAUAUAUAUGGAAUUUAAGAAAAAAAAUGUCAUGAAGAACUUAGGGGUAAAGCAGGAAUAAAGACGCAGACCUCCUAGAGAACAGACUUGAGGUUAUGGGGAGGGGGAAGGGUGAUUUGUGGCAAAGCGGGAGAGAGGCAUAGACAUAUAUACACUAACAUACGUAAGGUAGAUAGCUAGUGGGAAGCAGCCGCAUAGCACAGGGAUAUCAGCUCGGUGCUUUGUGACCGCCUGGAGGGGUGGGAUAGGGAGGGUGGGAGGGAGGGAGACGCAAGCGGGAAGAGAUAUGGGAACAUAUGUAUGUGUGUAACUGAUUCACUUUGUUAUAAAGCGGAAACUAACACACCUUUGUAAAGCAAUUAUACCCCAAUAAAGAUGUUACAAAAAAAAAAAACAAGAAAAUAUAUAGGUGAAGUGUAAAAGGGUUGGAAUAGAUAUACCAUAACAGUAAAAACAAAACAACAACAACAAAACUGGAGUGGCUAAGAAAAUAUCAGAAAAAAAUUACAUUUUAAGACGAAAAUUUUUACUAGCGACAAAGACAUUUUAAAAUGAUAAAAUGAUUAUUCCAUCUAGAAUGCAUAAUAAUUAUAAACUUAUAUGCACCUAACAACAGGACUUCAAAAUACAAUGAAGCAAAAUCGGCACAACAGAAAAGAGAAACAGACAGUUCUACAAUAAUAGUUGGAUACUUUAAUACCCUUCUUUCAGUAGCAGAACAACAGAAAAUCAACAAGAAAAUAAAAA